AUGAAUGUCAUGGAAAAUUUUAUUGGAACUGAUGAUAUUCGAACGGUUUUUAUUAUUGAAUGUGAAAAUGGAAAAUCUAUUCGAUUACAUUCAUAUUUUGAAGAAGAGAAUGAAAUAUUUCUUCUUCCUGGAACUUAUUUUCAAGUUAAGGGGAAAUGGAAAGCAGCAGACAACUUAUACAUGAUUGGGUUAACGGAAAAAUCACCACCUUAUGCUACGAUUACUCCACCUUUUGAUAAUUCUGUAACAUUGGCCAAAGAAUUGAUAGAUUCAAGUCUUGAUUCGUGCUCUUCAUCAGAAUGCACGUAUGAGUCCAGUAUCAUAUUCAACCGCCCAAAUUCAGAAUGA
Adineta ricciae is the source of this 348-nucleotide messenger RNA. NCBI's taxonomy places the organism in Eukaryota, Metazoa, Rotifera, Eurotatoria, Adinetida, Adinetidae. The record is from the annotation of a GenBank genome assembly.